UCCACUCAAAAAAUCCCUUUCAUUCUUCCAAUCUUCCACUGUUCUGCCCCUUCCACUCCCCUCCCAAUCACAACCCCACCAUAUUUUUCUUGUAGAUUCUUCCAAAAUCACCAUCAUCCCCCACCAAAAUCCAAUCUUUUUCCAAACCCACAUUACAAAAACCUCAAUUCUCCUCAAUUCAACCUUUUUCUUUCACACAAACAAUGAAAUUUCAACAACACGUACACAACAAUACAACAACACACAAAUACAGAGUCUUGAUUGUAUCUACAGCUGAAAAAGUCAUACAAAAUUGAUCGGAUGAAAUUAUGUCUCCUGGAAUUAAUUUAGUGAUGACUGUAAUUGGGUCUACAGUGAGUACUAUGUUCAUCGUCUUCGUGUGUACAAGGUUAAUAUGUGCUCGUAUUCAUUACAUAUCUGCAAGAAGAUCGUUUCGUAUGUCUUCUAGAUCUGAUCUCAACGCUCGGGAGCGUGGCAUGCGUGGUGCUGAAUCUUUCAUUGCAGCAAGCUUCCCUACAAAGAAGUAUAGCGAUCCGUUCUUUUCUUAUGCAAAAGAUGCUCAAUGCAUAGUUUGUCUUUCAAACUACCAUGCAGAUGACACGCUUCGCAUUCUGCCAUCAUGCGGACACUUUUUCCACUCAUCAUGCAUCGACAUAUGGCUGCAGCAACACUGCACGUGUCCCGUUUGUCGAGUCUCGUUACGUGAAAUAUUUAACAACCCGUGCCCGUUGCAACCCAUGUACAGUUCAGCUGUCAGAUUCUCAUCAAGAGCAGCUGACAGUAAUAGGAUGGACCCCACCACUGAAAGUCAACCACGGUCAACUGACAACAUACAAGAAGCAGGACCAAACAGCUCAAACACAAACGAUAAUGGUCCAGCUGGGUCGAAAAAUUCGGUGAGCAAACAAUUUGAAAGCCCGUCGGAUGUUUAAGAUGUAGUCAAAGUUUGCAGGGUUUGAGUGAUGGUAAAAUGUGAAAAAGUCAAGGGUGUUUAACUGUUUAUCAUCUCUUUAGGAAUUUGUUUGUUUUGUCUACUACUAGUAUUUGUAAAUAUUGAAAAAUCAGAACAGUUUGACACGUAAAUAGAUUGUUUUUGCCAUAGUUGUAUACAUAUAUCUAGAAAGUUGACUUUUU
Molecule: messenger RNA, 1134 nt
Organism: Helianthus annuus (common sunflower)
Lineage: Eukaryota; Viridiplantae; Streptophyta; Magnoliopsida; Asterales; Asteraceae
Product: RING-H2 finger protein ATL7-like
Exons: 3
Coding region: 309-932 (207 amino acids)
Source: RefSeq, a predicted model, not a curated record